AUGACCAUGUCCAUGUCCAUGUACGGGCAUAUCCUGCACCUAUCAAGUACUGCACAAGUCUCCCACUUGGGCGUGGCUGCUGAUGCGAACCGCUCCACGGACGGCACGGCCGAUGCCCCGGGCUAA
Messenger RNA from Fusarium proliferatum ET1, 126 nucleotides. RefSeq lists its product as uncharacterized. Bases 1 to 126 code for a protein of 41 amino acids. The transcript is spliced from 2 exons. The record is from RefSeq and is a predicted model, not a curated record. Lineage: Eukaryota; Fungi; Ascomycota; Sordariomycetes; Hypocreales; Nectriaceae.